This is a messenger RNA of Pomacea canaliculata, 4510 nucleotides long. RefSeq names its product centrosomal protein of 78 kDa-like. The transcript has 19 exons. Gene Ontology annotation, cellular component: centrosome. Gene Ontology annotation, molecular function: protein binding. The record is from RefSeq and is a predicted model, not a curated record. Lineage: Eukaryota; Metazoa; Mollusca; Gastropoda; Architaenioglossa; Ampullariidae. Bases 194 to 2698 code for a protein of 834 amino acids.
CUAUAGCAAAAUGCCCUACGUCAUAAGUAUGGCGCCAGUUUACAAGUUUGUGGUAACACACAAGUGAGGGAUAGACGCCAAAACAAGUCCAUUAUGCUGUGAUUAAGUCUCUUUCAUCAUACCCUGCUACAGAUUUUAAAGAAGAAGAUAAUUUUUGGAAAAGAAUUUUGUCGCCAGAUCAUAACACUACAUCAUGAUUGAGAGUGUGCAAGCACGGCAACGAGGUGCUUAUGACUUUGAGAGUCACUAUAAUAACCUCUGUGCUCUUCAGGAUUCUGUGCCCCUUCCUGCUGUCAAGGCUCAUUUGUCUUCUGGUGUUUUGGAUAUUAAUGCAGACAGAGUCAGAGCUACAGACUGGAUGCCAGUGCUUAACACAUUGCAGAUCAACAAAAGCUUAGAAUAUGUAGCCGUGCGCAGUUUCUUCCAGCCACAAUCUGACAGUGAUGACAAAAAGUCAUCCAUCAUAAAGCGCAAAACACCUGCAAUCCGGUCAAAGGAAAUAACCUUCCGACUGUGUAAGGCACUUAAAGAGUGCCUUCUUGUGUCCCCAACACUGAGGUAUGUUGAGCUGCAUGGCCUACCACUUAGAGAUGGUGACCUUCAGGCCCUUACUAAGGGUAUCAUGAAAAACACUGUUAUAUCUCAUCUGUCACUGGAAUAUUGUCGCAUUGGGGACAGUGGCUUAGAAAUCUUAUGCAAGGGCGUGAAGAACAGCAGCAACAUAAGCUCCAUCAAUCUCACUGGCUGUAGUCUGUCGGCCCGCGGCGCGGAACUCAUCGCCAAGAUCAUCAAGCAUCAAGGCAUGCGGCGACACACAGAGGCCUGGAGAGACAGCCUCCGCUAUGGCCAGCCUGACUUGGACAAAAUGGCGGGCCUGCGUCGCAUCACCAUCAACAACAACCCGCUCGUCGGCAACCAGGGAGCCCAGGUCUUGGCCGAGGCCCUCAAAGACGACCUCUGGGUGAAAGCACUUGACAUGCAAGCCACAGGUGUAUCCACAGCUGGCGCAAAAGCAUUUCUGGAUGUCCUAAAGUAUAAUACAACUCUCGUUGUUCUUGAUCUUCGUCGAAACCCACUAAUAGAACGGAGCCUCUUGCACUCGGUGAUGGAGCAGCUAAUGAUUAAUUGCAGUGGGCAGGAGACAGAGUAUCAAUGGAUUGAGCCAGAAGAAGAGCAACCUGCCAAGCAGCAAAAACCAAAACGCAGGGCGACUAAAGUACUCAACAAUAGUGCUGGCAGGAAGACUAUAAUCAAGGUCUCACCUGUGAGUGCCAAGCGCUGGUCAAGAUCUGCCAGCACAGUGAGAAUUUCACGGAAGGCCAUCUUGGAGGGCAUGAAGCCCAUACGAGGCUUACCAUGGAGAACAGCAGCACGAGCUAACCGAUUCAGAGGGUUUCCACCUGAACACACACCAUGCAAAACAACAGAUGACAACAGUGAAGAGGACAGCACAUCUGUCCUCAUCACACAUGAAGACAGUUACACUGAAAAGUUGCUGGAUGCUGACAACAAUUUAAAUCGAAAGGAUUCAGCUUCCAUUCUUGCAGAUGUAAAGACACAUGAACAGCUUCGAGAAAUGAGGGUGGAACUGGAACAGCUGCGGCGAUCUGUGGAAAAUGAGAAACUGGCUCGGAUUGAAGCAGAUAAAAGAGUACUGCAUCUCAAGCUGGAGAACAGGAAGCUGCUGGAUGAGCUUCAUUUGCAGCGACUUAAAAACGAGCUGGGAAUGGGGAGUGCUGGGGAGGCUGAGAGACAGAAUGAGAGUGUGUUGGAAAGCAUUGAGGCGUCCUUCAAGAUGUUCCAUUCAUUUUUAGACAUGCUUCAGGAAGCAGGACUAGGGGAGCUCAUCACAAUGGCAGGGCUGGACCAACGCCAAAUGGCCUUUUCCAGCAACAACCCUACUGUUCCUCCAACAUCUGGAGAAACCAGCUCAUCAGCCUUUGCAUCUUUGGCGCAUUCCUUCAAAACUGCAUCAGCAGGAGCACCAGUUUAUGGGAUUGACCCAGAUAAAGAGCCAACUAUUUUGCACACCAGUAUGAAAAUGCCAAGACAGAAAGAGAAUUUACAACCAGUCAUCAAUGCAAAAACAAAUCUAAAAGGAGAAAAUGAGAUUUCUAUGAGCCACAUCAACAAGGAUGCUUACAAGGCAGAGAAACAAGCUGCUGAUAAACUCUAUGAGCGCCUUGUGCAGCACACAAGUGGGGUGUUCUCAAGUAGGGGUGUGAGCAGUACAAGUGGUGGGAGUUCAAGAGUUUUGGGAAGUAUUUCUGCAACCCCUAAAGAAGUUCUAGGAGAAGCUUUGACAGAACGUGCUCCUUCCUUGAGCCCAACACCACAAGAUGACAACUACCACUCUUCCUCAUUAGAACAUCUGACAGUACUGCAGCAAGACCCCACCCUCAUCCAGAACCCAGCCAAACCUGAGAAGAAAGGGGAAGAGACAGAACGACCAGUGCCAACUCCUCGACAUAAAACAUACCAUGGAACUGGAUGGGAGAAAAAAGAUACCGUGGAUUCUAUAGAUGAGACAACAGGAAUUUCUAGUGGCAGAAGGGUUCCUUCUCAUGCUAGUGAAGCCAGCUAUAGCAUGGACAGUUUUGAGCAUUCAUAUGUGACAGAAAAUGGAGAGGUAGUUGUCCUUGGAGAGGAUGACUUACCACACUCACAGUCCCUGAAUCACAGUAGAGAGGAAUUUUGAGCAGUGUAUUGUUUGCUUCGAAAUGAAGCAACAUAUUUUACCUGACUGGUUAGAUAAAUAAUGUCUUAGCAUGUUGGUUCAUUUAUUUUUGGAGGAUCUACUCUGUUAUAUGAAAUAUUUUGUGGACUUUUUUUUUAAUUUUUGUCAUACCAACAAUGCAAAGGUUAUGGGGUUGUUUUUUUUGUAAAGACUGCAAGGCUAAUUGAUUUAGUUGAUCUUUUUAUGUCCUCCUGGGUUUAAUGAUUUUAAUUGUUAAAUUAUGUGACAGCAUAAUUUAACAUGAUUUAUAACAAACCAGAUGCUUUACAGAAUUAUGCUUGAAAUAAACCCAGAUCUCCGAAGUCUUUGCUUGUGAGACAGACUUAAAGAUAUGGGACAUAGUGAGGGAACAUCUUUAAACACAGAUUUUUUUUUAAAAGUCAGUAGCAUGUACAUAGCUUUUGCAUGUAAUACAUCUCACUUGUUUUAACUUAACAUUACAGGGUACGUGCAAAAAGCAGCCAUAUGUCAAGGGUGUGGAAAUGAGAUUUCAAUACCAUUUUCUUAAAAGAGGCAUGUAUGGGAUUUUGAAUGUUUGUUCUCAGGUGAAAGCAUUAGAGGGAGAUGAUGGUACUUGCCAGUCCAGGUGUAUCCGAGGUCACAUUCAAAAAGCCAAAAAAACAUUUUGUAAAUAAUGAGAAACUUGUCGCCAAACAGUCCUCUCAAUUUGUUGGCAAAUGUGAGCCAUCGUGUUUGAAUCAGAUUGGGAUACACUGACGCUAUUCUUUUAAGCAGCUUCGUGUCUGCAUUGUAUAGGCAUAUGAAGUGGGAAAAAGGUAUGAGAAAGGUGUGAGCUUUCCUGUUCUCUUUUUUUUUAUGAGUGGGAAACAUUUUUAUACCACUUUAAGACUGGUUAAUUGAGUUCUCAUGGUAGGCAAAAUACUGGAUGACUGCCUUCUUUUGUAUCAGGGUGGGAUAAUUGCUUUUUUUCCUUUUGAAAGGAUAUUUCAGUCAUUUUCUUUAGUUUUUGGUUUUAUCUAUACAACAAAUAGUAUGCAUUUGUUGCUAUUUAAAGAUUCUUCUCAUCUUCGUGGUACUGGAAUUACUGCUUUCUAGUUCCCUGCCACGAUGGUGUUGCUUUGCUCACACCAUUUCUUUUACAGCUUCCUUCAGCUCCCAUAGAUGUGACAAACUGAGCCCAUGAUUAGGCGAUGGAAGAUCAACUCUUAAUUUAAUGUUGUUUCUAGUCCCAUUGAUCAGUUUGUUUUCUCAUUGUGGUACCAAACAGCCAUUUGUAAUCCAUCAUUAUUUUAAGUCUGAGUGAGUGAAAGAAUGUGUCAUUCUGAUAUGUGGGGUAAAAAAGACUAGAAUUUGUGUACAGCAGACGGAAUGAGUACUCCAGUCAUCUGGAUGCAAAAUUCCUUUUCUGUAAUCUUGUAUGUGUAUUUUUACCUUUUAACCAUGAAUUCAAAGCCUGGAACACUGUGAUAUAGAGCAAUAGAGCUUGUUUUUAACAAGACAAAAUUUGCUGACAGUAAUUUGUAUUCACAGUAGAGUCACACAUUAUGCUUUCUUUCCAAAGAAUCUACUAGUGAGUUUGUCCAUAUAAACCUGUCAACAUUUGUUUUGGUUGCUUUUUAAUGGUUAUUUUCCUCCCAAGUAUUGCUCAACAUGUAAACAUUAGCACCUUGUGGACUCACUUUUAACAGCAGAAAGCUAGUUCUAAUAGACUUGCAGCUUGAGUAUGGCCACUUUUAAAAAGAAAAAUCAAAACAAAAAAAAUAAAGAUAUGGCUGCCUUCUUGUGUGCUACCACAUUAAAAAAAAAAGUUUU